AUGUUCCCUAGCGCUCAAAUUAAAAUGAGUAUUUCUCUCAGAUUGCUAUCGCCAAGCAGUUCGCCAGCGACGUCGCCCACGAUGUCGAACUCCUCGUCGCCGACACCACCGGCACCCGCGGCACCGGCUUACAACCAGAAGAUGACGGGAAUACCCUGCGUAGCAGCAGCCUCACGUUACACGGCGCCAGUUCACAUAGACGUCGGCGGCACGAUAUACACUUCCUCCCUUGAGACCCUCACCAAGUAUCCGGAAUCAAGACUAGCAAAACUUUUCAACGGUAGCAUUCCUAUCGUGUUGGAUUCGUUGAAGCAGCACUACUUUAUCGACCGAGACGGCGGUAUGUUUCGGCACAUUUUAAACUUCAUGAGAAACUCACGUCUCCUCAUACCGGACAACUUUACCGAUCUGGAUUUGCUCCUCGAAGAAGCCCGAUACUUUGACAUAGCAGCAAUGUGCCGACAACUGGAACAAAUGAAAAAGGAAAGAAUAAAAAAUGGCGCUACAAUGUCAUCGCCAAGUCCGCCGCCUAUCAGUAGUCAAACUGGUCGCGGUGGGGGUGGAAUCGCCACGGCGGUACGAGACGCUGACAAAAGGAACGAGUGUUACGAGUGCGUGGCUCUGCACGUCAGUCCUGACCUAGGCGAACGAGUGAUGCUCUCAGGAGGUCGUGCACUCCUCGACGAGGUUUUCCCGGAAACUACCCAGGCGGUGAUAGACGCGCGUUCCGGAGUAGCUUGGCACCAGCAGGACGCAAGACACGUUAUACGCUUUCCCCUGAAUGGUUACUGCAAAUUGAACUCGGUCCAAGCCAUCACGAGGCUCCUUAAUGCAGGAUUCCGCGUCGCAGCAAGUAAUGGCGGGGGCGUCGAGGGUCAACAGUUUUCCGAAUACUUGUUCGUGCGGCAAGCUAUGAACACCUGACAGAGCACAUCGGAAUUAACGUUGCAAACAGUAACGCCUCCGCCACCGCCACCACCUAGAAAAACCUACAGCGACCUCUUCGUGGGCCGAGCUUCGUAUGAAUAAGUCGGCGGUAAAUUCAAAUUACCAAUUGGAUCUCCAUGGCGUUGCGGCUUGGGAGCAGAAACUGGAACUUGAGAACGUCGGGACCUAACCGCAUCCGGUGUCUUGUAAUAUCCGGUACGAAUUGGAGAAUGAGCUUUGACGGUUAAUCCACUUUUCUCGCGAACGCACGCUACUACAAUUUACCACCUGUGCGGUGGUUUAACUUAACGCCCGGAAUUCUACGCUUACCGACGUCACCGUGUUACGCACCUGUUACGAUUCGGUCCUGGGCUACAAAGGAUUCUUGAAGGGUCCCGAGAUAAGUGGAACUUCGUGAGGGUUCGAUCAUCGAUACUCUGGCCAUUCUUCGGUUUUACGUGAUGCUGAUGGUUUACAUUAAUAAGGAGAUGAAGUCGUGUACUUACUACGGAAUUAAGCGUCAUUCAAAUUUAUGGUAUGUUGGAUAAAUUAUGUAAUAUGGGCAUAAUGAAAAAAUUAUGCUACAAUCUGUAAAUAAUCUUUUACCCAGUAACGUGGAUACAUUAACGAUUCGCAUUAUGAAAAGACUAAAGCUCUAAAACCUUAAUACGAAUCUUUCGUAGAUUUUGAGUAAAUUCACAAGUGACUACCCAAUCGUUAUUCCUAAGUUUCAUUUUCGUUACUAGUAUAAGCUGUACCUAUGUAUUUAAAUGCCGUACUAAUGGCUGUAAAUAAAAUAUCGUGUAUCUAUAUUUACAUAUAAUAAUACAAUGUUUACAUAUAAUGUUAAGAUUUCGACAACGAAGCGACGCGCAUCGAUCUCAAUCGUCCCGGCUGAUAAAGGAUUAUUAAUAAAUAAUAAAACAAAAAGGAAAAAAAAAUAUAUUAAACAAAUCGCCGUCGCAUUCUCAAAAACUCAUUUCGAUUAUUAUCAAAAAUCACCUUCCAGAUAAGCGUCUCGUUAUCUAAGAUAGACAUACAAAUAUGUGCUGAUUGAAAUAAAACGUUUAUUACCUUC
This is a messenger RNA of Cephus cinctus (wheat stem sawfly), 2005 nucleotides long. RefSeq names its product BTB/POZ domain-containing protein kctd15 (gene twz). The transcript is spliced from 4 exons. The record is from RefSeq and is a predicted model, not a curated record. NCBI's taxonomy places the organism in Eukaryota, Metazoa, Arthropoda, Insecta, Hymenoptera, Cephidae. The coding region runs from base 1 to 924 and encodes 307 amino acids. Gene Ontology annotation, molecular function: protein binding. Gene Ontology annotation, biological process: protein homooligomerization.